Messenger RNA from Catharus ustulatus (Swainson's thrush), 2439 nucleotides. RefSeq names its product ADP-ribosylation factor-like protein 5A. Lineage: Eukaryota; Metazoa; Chordata; Aves; Passeriformes; Turdidae. Gene Ontology annotation, biological process: vesicle-mediated transport; protein localization to Golgi membrane; intracellular protein transport. Gene Ontology annotation, cellular component: cytoplasm; trans-Golgi network. The coding region runs from base 244 to 672 and encodes 142 amino acids. Gene Ontology annotation, molecular function: GTP binding; GTPase activity. The transcript has 7 exons. The record is from RefSeq and is a predicted model, not a curated record.
CCGGCGAGGCCCGGAGCGCCCGGCCGAGGAUGGGGAUCCUCUUCACCAGGAUAUGGAGGCUCUUCAACCACCAGGCAUCCAGCCCCACCUCAGACCUUCUGUUCCAACUGAUUUCCUAACAUCCACUAUGCUGGCAGGAUCCCACCUGAAACAAAAGUUCCUAGUUGUGUGGGGUCAGAGCACAAGGUGAUCAUUGUGGGCCUGGACAAUGCAGGGAAAACGACCAUUCUGUACCAAUUCUCCAUGAACGAGGUGGUUCACACCUCUCCCACCAUCGGCAGCAACGUGGAGGAGAUCGUGGUGAACAACACGCGCUUCCUGAUGUGGGACAUCGGGGGGCAGGAGUCCCUGCGCUCCUCCUGGAACACCUACUACACCAACACCGAGUUUGUGAUAGUUGUGGUGGACAGCACAGACAGAGAGAGAAUUUCUGUGACUAAAGAAGAGCUGUACAAAAUGUUAGCACAUGAGGACUUGAAGAAAGCAGGAUUGCUGAUCUUUGCUAACAAGCAGGACGUGAAGGAGUGCAUGACAGUGGCUGAGAUCUCCCAGUUCCUGAAGCUGACUUCAAUUAAGGAUCACCAGUGGCACAUUCAGGCCUGCUGUGCUCUCACUGGAGAGGGACUGUGCCAAGGGCUGGAGUGGAUGAUGUCCCGGCUGAAGAUCAGAUGAUUUUUAAUGACCUCUUUGCACAGACAUUGCUGCAGCAGAGCUGUUCCAGUGGCACAUGGGUGGGGUGAUGUAUUUAUACUGAACUGAUGGCAGCUGUAUUUUCUGCACAGCUGCACACACACACACACACACAGGGACAGGAACUGGGAGCAGGCACAGAGCACAGGAGCGCUCGGAGCUCCAGCUGGGUUCGGUUCCUCGCAGGACGCCUUCAAAGCUGUGCCCAGCCUUCUUUUCAAGCUGCCCCUCACUUGGGGAGGAUGAAGCAAGAGGAAGGAGCUUUUAAUUUAGAGUUUUAUGAUCCCAUUGUAGCCCUCUCUGGUGGAAUUGUUGGCUUCAUUCCUGCAGUAAAUCAGCGAGCGAAUCACUGGCGUAGGUAUCGACUCCGUGUUCCCGAGGUUGCCGAUGUUACAAAUGCAAAACUUCUCCUGUAUGUGUACUGUACAUAUUUGUGUAUAUUUAUACCUCAGUCCUAGGUUCAUUGCAAUCUGCUCAGACCAGUGGCAAGCUGAAUCAGUAUGUUGGCAGUAGUGCUGAUGUGUGACACGGCCCCCGUGCCACCGGUCCCGUCCCUCUGUGUCCCUCCGGCUGUAACGUCAAUCACACCACAACCUGAUCAACAAACUCUCUCUUCAGCCCAUUGCUUGUUUUUUCCACGUGAUUUUUUGAUUAGGGAGGAGGCUGGAAUGGAUUGAGGCACACAGAUUGAGCUUCCAAUUCCAGGGUUGGCAAACAGAACAAAUUUGCCAAAGAGUUUUAAACGAAAAGGGUUUUUGGAUUGGGUGAUGCUGCAGGUCCUGCCCACUGCUCUCCUCCUCUGCUCUGCUGGUUGAUUCAGGUCUGGCAGAAAUACCUUUAGCUGUCAAAAAGGGAAAAGCAUCUUUUUUUUUCUUAACCAAAGAAGAGGCACAAAGUGUAUUUGAAAGUGUCACUGCAAUCGUACAAGUCAGACUCUGAUGAAGUUUUUUUUCACAGGAAAAACUCUCUUUGCUCCAUAAAAUUGAAAUGUGCAGAUGUAUCAAUGUGCAGUGGAGGGGAUGGAUGGGGACAAAGCAGAUGACACUACUUGAAAAAGCUCCAACACGAGUUCCAGGGCAGAACUUGUUGCAAGCAGAACUCCUUUCCUGUCCCCCCUGGGGUCACAAUUCCCACUUCAGGGGAUCCAGGCACGUGGGAGGGCAGUGGAUGGUUGGAAGUGUCAGGCUCUUCUGUGGGAGUUCAGCAAAAUGGAACAAAUCUGUGUUUAAAAUGUUCUUCCCUUGGCUGGUAAGGAUGGAAAAGGAAUUUUAAAGACAUUUUAAAGCUUAGUUUGAACUUUUUAAGGUGCUUCUCUUUGGUUCUGGGAUAAUCUGGUCAGCUCCUGCCUUCCUGCCCACCUGCCCCCCUGGGAGCACAGGAAUCCUGGGGGAAGGAGGGGAGGCAAUCUCAAAGUCUGUAUUUAACAAAGGCAGGUAAAGAAUUUAACUUUUUAAUCUAUUUUUGGUAUCUCCAACGCUCCCUGGCUGGGGGAUCUGCUGUCUUUGUUAAACAUUAAGGUGUACAUGCAUAUAUCUCUAGUGCAUGCACAUAGAUCUUGGUAUUUAACUGGUGUAUUGCAAAAUGUAUCACUGUUUGAAGAAUUAACAAUUUAAUGCAAAGACUCUCUCAGUUUCUCUGACAGUAUCUACAAGCAACGAGCUCUGUGCACACUUGCAUAUGAAAUGGAAUUGUACAUUUUCUAGUCUAAAAAAAAGAAAAAAAAAAAAGCAGACUUGCUUCUAAACCCAA